AUGCCAGAAGUUGCAACAAGAACUAAGAGAUCGUCAACAAUCUCCAAGAUCGGAAGAAUCUUUGGGGUUCAUGAAUCAAAGACUCAACAACCUUCAGAGUCGAGCACCCAUGUCUCUAUGGUAGAUACCUCGCCUUCGGAAACUACAGUUGGUACAUCUUUUACAAACUCAAGGACCCCAUCAUUAAAGAAUAAAUCAUUUAAGGAAGGGUCUACUUUAUCAUCUCUCAACACAUCUCGUUUGAAUUCGAUAAAUACUUCGUCGGCUAGUUUGAACAAAUUGCCAGAACCACCGUCUUAUCUCGUAAAUGAGGCAGAUAACAGAGCUCUCAUGAAAAAAUUGAAUAAUUUGAAAAUAUCGAAUGACGAAAAACUACGAUCAAGUAGCAAUCCAAAAAGAAAUUUCAGUAAUAGCGCUGUGGCCAUUACCAUAGAUGAAGAGCUACCUGAUGCAGCUCCAAUAACAUUUAGUUCUUUGACGUCGACUGUCAGCAAUCCAAACAUCUCCCAUAGCAAUUUGGUCAUCAAAAAUACUCGGAAAUCCAGAUCACGCUCGGUUUCCAAAAAUACCUUGCAUUCAAAAGAAAAUGUCCAAGAGUUUGUCGACAAUUCAACAACCUCAAAGGCUAAUAAUCCACCAUCUCGUCGUGCCACUUCAAGACCACCUAGACCGGCCAAGACCCCAAGAAGCAAAAGCAACUCAGAAACCAGUCUCAAGGAUAAAGGUAAUAGCGCUAGCAAUCAUGCUGCCACCAUCGCCACCACCACCACCACUACCACCACCACCAAAAAAGACUCGGGUAAUCAAAACAAGUCGUCAUCAUCCCUUCACAAAUCCUCGGCAGCAAGUAACAAUAAUAACAAUAUCAAAGACAAGUAUUGCGGUCGUCUCAAAAUCUAUGAAGACGGCACUCAUGAGCAUUUGCUAAGAAAUGCCAAGCGUCAAGAAAAGCUUAGUACGAUGAUUAAGAAUUUCUUGGGUGCGAAAAAGUUACGUGACGAAUCGGUUUCCGCAGUCUCCAACAUUCUACCAAAUAUAAUGCCUGAUGGGAACGUACCACCUUCAUUAAUGUCCAAUUUAAUGAACAUUGUCAAACAAAAUGAGAAUGGCAAAAUCGAAUUGGUGUUGGAAAAUGAAUUGAAAAUCGCUGGGUCAAAUGGUGGCACCCCAUUUCCUCAAACCAUCGAAAUCCAAGAAACUUUGAUUGAUCCAAGAUCUUUUGCGGAAAAAUACGGAUCGUGCCAAGAAGUUAUUGGCCGUGGUACGUUUGGGGUGGUGAAGAUUUCUCACAAAAAAGUCUCUGAAAACAAGGAGAAUUUAUACGCGGUGAAAGAAUUCCGUUGUCGGGCUCAUGAAUCAGAAAAAGAGUACAGCCAAAGAUUGGCAAGGGAAUUUUGUAUUUCUUCAUCACUUAAAAACAUUCAUAUCAUUCAAACUUUGGAUCUUUUGCAAGAUGCCAAAGGUGAUUAUUGUGAGGUCAUGGAAUUUUGCACUGGCGGGGAUUUAUACUCUUUGAUUGUCACGUCUGGUAAAUUGGAAUAUAUUGAAGCCGAUUGUUUCUUUAAGCAAUUGGUUAGAGGGGUAUCUUACAUGCAUACCAUGGGGGUUGCCCACCGUGACAUUAAGCCAGAAAACAUUUUAUUGACCGCCGAUGGUAAUCUUAAGAUUACUGAUUUUGGUACCAGUGAAUGUUUUAGUUUUGCCUGGGAGUCCACGAUCCAUCUUUUCGAAGGUAUCAUUGGUUCGGCUCCGUAUAUUGCCCCAGAGCUUUAUUCAAACAAGAAGUAUGAUCUUAGACCAGCGGAUGUUUGGGCGUGUGGGGUUGUAUAUAUGGCCAUGAGAACUGGUCGUCAGCUUUGGAGAUCGGCAAAUUUCGCAGAAGAUGAAUUUUACCAGGAAUAUUUGAAAGGUAGAAAAGAUGCUAAUGGUUAUUUCCCGAUUGAAAGCUUGAAAAGAGCAAGGUGUCGUAAUGUAAUUUAUUCUAUUUUGGAUCCAGUUCCAGGAAGAAGAAUUACUGCCAAACAGAUUUUGAACAGUGAAUGGGGUAGAGAAGUGAAAUGUUGCGAAGCCGGAGAAUACGGAACAAAAACAGACAACGUGAUGAUUGAUGACAAGCAAACCAAGCCACAACCUCAAACGAAAUCUCAGUCACAGGCUAAAAAGCAACAAUCUGCGUCUCCAUCUUUAUUAUCGAUACAUUCCCCUGCCAUUGCAAAUAAAUGA
Molecule: messenger RNA, 2223 nt
Organism: Saccharomycopsis crataegensis
Lineage: Eukaryota; Fungi; Ascomycota; Saccharomycetes; Ascoideales; Saccharomycopsidaceae
Gene: SAT4
Product: serine/threonine protein kinase SAT4
Exons: 1
Coding region: 1-2223 (740 amino acids)
Biological process (GO): intracellular signal transduction; protein phosphorylation; intracellular monoatomic cation homeostasis
Cellular component (GO): cytosol
Molecular function (GO): protein serine/threonine kinase activity; ATP binding
Source: RefSeq, a predicted model, not a curated record